Oryzias latipes (Japanese medaka) is the source of this 2219-nucleotide messenger RNA. Its product is annotated as E3 SUMO-protein ligase ZBED1-like. Lineage: Eukaryota; Metazoa; Chordata; Actinopteri; Beloniformes; Adrianichthyidae. The record is from RefSeq and is a predicted model, not a curated record. Gene Ontology annotation, molecular function: protein dimerization activity; DNA binding.
GUGUGUCAACCAGCGCAGAUCACGUGAUUGAUGACGUAUGACGCGCCAAAUGCAUCACUCACCUGAACCAGGUUUCAGAUCUCAGGUGUGUUUGAUCAGAAGGGCGCGCUGUUGUCUAUAAAUACAGAUGAAUCCCAAACAACGUUUCCCGACCAGUUCUGUUGUUUCCCGUGUAUCGUAAGAAUCAACGUCAUGGCACCCGGUAAAAAACGUUCUGUGGCUUGGGAUCAUUUCAACUUGAUUUCUCCAAAUAAGGUGCAAUGUUUGAUUUGCAAACAUGAAUUUGCAUUUAAUGAUAGUACAUCCUCCAUGAUGCGACAUCUCCGCUCCGUUCAUCAUGUUGAAACUCCGCAGUCGGAAAAUCAAGCCUUCAAUCCACCUCAUAUUGUGUCAAGAAAGCAAGAACUUGAUUCUGCAUUGGUGGAUAUGAUUGUAAUGGAUGCACAACCAUUUUCAAUUGUUGAAGACAAAGGCUUCAAGGCUUUUGUCAACCUUUUGGACCCAUCCUACAUAAUUCCUAAUAGGAAGGCCUUGAGGACAAUGGUGGAGGAGAAGUACAAAGCCAAAAAGGAGAAGGCUUUAGAUGUGGUUAGCAGGGCCUCUGCUGUCAGCCUUACAGCAGACAUGUGGACAUCCAUUAACAUGGACGCUUACUUGGCUGUAACAUGCCAUUUUAUCACCGAGGAGGUGGAGCUGGCCUCUGUGGUCUUGGGGGUUCUGAAGUUUCCCCAAACCCACACUGCAGCUCACUUGGCUGAGGCCAAAAAUCUUCUCAUGGAAGAAUGGGGAAUUAAAGGGAAGGUGACAGGCCUGGUUACAGACUGUGCUCCCAACAUGGUUGCAUGUGCUAAUAUAUUACUGCUUCGGCACAUAAUGUGUUUUGCACAUAUGCUUAAUUUGGUGGUGAAAAAGUCCCUUGCCCAAACCCCUGAACUAGAGGAUAUCCGAAGUAAGGGGCGUAGGAUUGUCGGUCUUUUUAAAUCCAGCACCACAGCGAAGGAGAAGCUGUCAGAGAUGCAGCGACAGCUGGCCAGGCCAGAGCACAAAUUAAUACAAGAGGUGGAAACAAGAUGGAGCAGCACAUUUAAUAUGUUGGAAAGGUUGUUUAAGGAGAGAGAGCCACUGGGGGCAGCUCUGGCCACCCUCCAUACGGACCUUCCUCCACUCACCUCAGAGGACUACCAGGCCAUACACCACUGCUUGAGCAUUCUUUCACCGUUUCAAGAGGCCACAGUUGAGCUUUCGACAGAAAAACGAGUGUCAGCAUCCAAAGUCAUUCCCAUGGUUAAAAUGCUGAAACAUUACAUCUCAAGCAGGUGUGGUCAGAUCACACACCCACUUGGUGAAAAACUGGCCACUAACUUGAAGAACAAUCUCCAUGAGAGGUUUUCAGCUCUGGAGAAGGUCACUGCUCUGUCAAUGGCAACCUUGAUGGACCCAAGGCUUAAAGAGCUGGGGUUCUGCAGCCAAGGCUCUGCCCACACGGCCAUAGAGCGACUCACUAAAGAGUGUGCUGCAACAAUGCAGGCGCUACUUCCAGAGGCACAGCCACAGUCGCCACCUAGAGAAGGUCCUUCAAGUCAGCAGGAAGAUGGUGGUCUCUGGGCCCUGCUGGACAGGCAUGUGGGGGUUCAACAGCAGGGGACCAGCACAACUGCCAGUGCAACAGUGGAGGUUCAGAGGUACUUAAAGGAACCUCACAUCCCAAGGACUCAGGACCCACUGAGAUACUGGGUUACCCACAAGGUUUUAUACCCACAUCUCUACAAGCUGGCAAUGAAGUUUUUAUGCACACCAGCUUCAUCUGUGCCUUGUGAGAGGAUCUUCUCCAAGGCUGGCGAAAUCGUCAGCCAAAGACGAAACAGGCUGAAGCCCAGCACAGUGGAGAAAAUUCUGUUUUUAAAUAAAAAUCUAUAACAUGUAUCCCACCCAGUCAUGUUAGACCCUGGUUCACAAUCACUCAUUCUCACUUUAUACAUGGCAUUCACAAUGUAACACAAGCACUUCCUCACAAAUCUUCAAACAUUGUCUUUGUUUUAUUUCCACACUGAAGUGUUACAAGGGCAAGGAACUUAGUGGAGUAGAUGAUAUAUGUCCUGUCUGCCACCAGAUGCCGCUGUUCUGUGUGGUUUCGAAGCCCCAAAUGCUUCAUUCAUUUUUCUGGCACAUUUACACGAAGCCCCAUGAGAGCUUCAUGGGGCUUCGAUUCCCAUCCCUAG